AGGGGGGCGAAGUAUGUUUCCAAGGCAACUUGCUCUUGCUUUGAUGAUAAAAUAAAGUGCUCUGAGCGCACAUACGAUUGCUGAACGAGACCAGGAUGGCCACCCUUUCUCCUUCUCAUAGAAGUUGCAUCAAGUUUAGUAGUGCUGAAUCUUGUGUAAACAGAGUUGUGUUCCAUUUGAGUAUUCUAAAAGAUCAGUUACAAGAAAUUAACAGACUCCUAGAUGCCUCGAAAAAUAACCAGGAACCUGAAUUUUUGGUUAAAGUAGAUGGAUUUUCAAAGGUUGGCACAAAGAAUGCAGUGAGAUCAAGUUCUCCUAGGCUGGUUAUUGAAGGAGUAACCACUGGGAUACCAAUAGAAAAUCUGACAGUGAAAAAGACUGCCAAGCAAGAGAAAUUCGAUAGAAAUGAAGUUGUCGGCGGAGCUGUAAUACUAGUCGCUCGUUUGGAGCAAGACAGGCAAGAAACAUUGAGCAGCAUGACAAAGGAAAGAGAGAGAGUAUUUUGCCUAAGUAAAGGUUUGGAUAAAGAAUGUGCGAGAAGGCUCAACUUGCUACCGAGUGUUGUACAAGCAGAACAUGAUGAGCUUUUAAGAGACUUGAUGGAAUUGAGGUGGCAUGUCAAGUUCAAUAGACGUCAGCUGGAUCGCGUGAAGAAUGACUUAAAACUAAGAAGGCUCAAGAAUAGUGAAUUAAAGCACUCUGUUGAUUACUAUGUGGAAAACUGCCCGUUGUUGGAAGAAAAACUGGUCAUCGAGAGUUUACGUACGUCAGCAAUUGCCAGAGAUCAGCAAAGUACACUUGACCAACUCAACCAAGCCAAGCAUUCCCUCUCUCAGACUGAAGACAGGUCUAACAGAGUGCACAAGCGUGUCAACCGAGAAAGGAAUGAUAUUGAGAACACACUGGAUGAAGCUAGGACGGUUUUAAUCACUUCAGAGGCUAAACUAAAGGAUGCAAUUAUAGAAGCCUCUUCUAUAACUCAUCGGAUAAACAAUUGUUGUGCUAAGGUAUCAUCAAAUCAAAAAGAUAUGGAAAGUCUUGAUGGUAAAAUGGUUACUACCAUGGGCUUUCAGUCUCAAGUUGAGAGUAGAGUUGCUCUUUUUCAUGAGAGCUUCUCUUCCAUGGAGAGCGCUCAUCUAGAUCUGGAGCGAAAGUUAGAGAAACUUCAUCAAAAGAAACAAUCUGAGCAUGGUACACUUAAUGCGGAGUAUGUGCUACUGAUGGCAAAUAUGCAGAAAAGGAACCACAAACUUAGGGAAGCAAGAGAAUCUAAGGAAGAUUUGCAGCACUCAAAUGACACACUGAAAGAAAACAUUGCCCUCUUCAAUAAACAGACACAAGUCGAUGAAAAAUCUAUUGAGAGGGCCAGUAGGGAGUUAGUCAAACUGGAUGAGCAGAUGGGAGUCUCAGUUGCUCAGUUUACAAAGGUGCGAGAAGAGCAUGUCUAUCUGUCUGACCAGCUUAAAACUGAUGAAGCGAAGGCAGGGAACAUAGAGCAUUCUUUAAGAACUAAACUAGAAGCUCUCAAGCAACAAAUAAAAGGGGAAGGAAGAACUCGAAGUAUGUAUGAUGGCAAAGUUCAAGCAAGCAGUGCUGAGCUUGAUAAGAUGAAAGCAGAGUUCAAACAGCAAGCUGAUAAAGCCGAGAGAUUGGAAAUCCAAAGCCAGAAGCAGAGCUAUGAACAGACUGACAUUGUCAAUAAAUUGGAAAAGAAACGAGAUAGCCAGCUAUUUCAAGAUGAAUCAUUGAAAUCCCAGCUGCGAAUUAUGCAGACUGAACACAUUGCUGUUGAGAAGGAUCUCACUGAGAAUAUAAGCCUCUUGUCCCAGCAAGAACUAGAUCUUUCUGGAAAAAUUCAAUCAAAGGUUUCUAGGGUUGAAAACAUAUCCAAGAGGAUAAAGGUGCUACGACGAAAACUUGAAGAUACUAUCAAGUCUACGGCCAUGCUGGAUAAAAUGGAAACCUCGACUAAUGCAGUUAUUGACAAACUACAGUCACAGCUUCUUCAUUUGAGAGAAAGGUUAGCAGCUGAAAAAGAAGAAGAGCAGUAUUGCAAAGAAGAGUACAAGGAAAUAUCCAAUUUCUCGAGUGAUACUGAUGAGAAACACUCCAAAUAUCUUGAAAAGAGGUCUGAACUUCUGAAGCAAUGCAGGGUGAACCUGUUUAAAGCCCAUGCUUGUAACACAUUGUUAGCAGAAGAGUACAGAAGACUUCAGUAUGACUUUAUAUCAGUAAAAACAUUGGCCCUACAAGUUGUUGAGAAGAAGCUAGUGAUGGAAGAAUCAUUAAGGGAUCACAAGCAGCUGCAGGCCUUCCAGUCCUGCAUCUAUGCUUCAAUGAAAGUGUACUAUGAACACAGGGGGAGCCAAGGGUGGAAAGAUGUCACCUACUUUCAUGAAAAGUCUAAACACAAUGCAAGGCAGUAACACAGUGCGUUAUGGCCUAAUCCCAGGUGGGGGAGGAGUCUGUAUCUCUCCCGCUCCCCCCUGCAUGUAUGAAGCCCUGUCAGAGGUAGUGCGGGUGGCUAUAGAUAAGAUAAUUAUAGGCAUUGGGAAAUUAUGCUUUUUAUUUUGCCUAUAAAUUAUUCUUUUUGACUAUAAUUAUUCUCAGCGUACCCAUUAUUCCAUGCAGUCAAUGAAAAGACAAUUAUUUUAUUACUGUAGUUGUAUCGAUAGCACUGUACCUGCAUGAGGUAUAUAGCCUAUAGCCUCAUUGUCUCUAUAGCUAUAGUGUUCUUCAACUUAAAAAAAAAAAAUCAGUCCGGGACCAAGGCUAUACCUGAGGUAGCAUUUAUACAGAAAGUGAUAAU
Molecule: messenger RNA, 2809 nt
Organism: Halichondria panicea
Lineage: Eukaryota; Metazoa; Porifera; Demospongiae; Suberitida; Halichondriidae
Product: coiled-coil domain-containing protein 178-like
Exons: 18
Coding region: 96-2426 (776 amino acids)
Source: RefSeq, a predicted model, not a curated record